Exserohilum turcica Et28A is the source of this 1811-nucleotide messenger RNA. RefSeq lists its product as uncharacterized. The transcript is spliced from 4 exons. Gene Ontology annotation, cellular component: phosphopyruvate hydratase complex. Gene Ontology annotation, biological process: glycolytic process. Gene Ontology annotation, molecular function: phosphopyruvate hydratase activity; magnesium ion binding. The record is from RefSeq and is a predicted model, not a curated record. Lineage: Eukaryota; Fungi; Ascomycota; Dothideomycetes; Pleosporales; Pleosporaceae. The coding region runs from base 162 to 1478 and encodes 438 amino acids.
UGCGCUUCUACAACCUGCUAGUACGUCGAAUUUUCUGCUCCGCAUCCUAUCCGCGGCCGGCCUUGUGACCCGCGCAUCCGGCCCUUGUCCUUUAUCUCCUGCUCUGUCCAUUGCCGCGCCCUGCUCCCAUCAAUUGACUUCUCAACAGCACUCCAGUCACCAUGGCCAUCACCAAGAUCCACGCCCGCUCUGUCUACGACUCUCGCGGCAACCCGACCGUCGAGGUUGACAUUGUCACCGAGACUGGCCUGCACCGUGCCAUUGUGCCCUCUGGUGCCUCGACUGGCUCCCACGAGGCCUGUGAGCUCCGUGAUGGCGACAAGUCCAAGUGGGGUGGCAAGGGUGUCACCAAGGCUGUUGCCAACGUCAACGACACCAUUGCCCCCGCGCUCAUCAAGGAGAAGCUCGACGUCAAGGACCAGUCUGCCGUAGAUGCUUUCCUCAACAAGCUCGAUGGCACAAAGAACAAGACCAACCUUGGUGCCAACGCCAUCCUCGGUGUCUCCAUGGCCAUCGCAAAGGCCGCCGCCGCUGAGAAGGGCGUUCCCCUCUACGCUCACAUUUCCGACUUGGCCGGCACCAAGAAGCCCUACGUCCUGCCUGUUCCCUUCCAAAACGUCCUCAACGGUGGCUCGCACGCCGGUGGCCGUCUUGCUUUCCAGGAGUUCAUGAUCGUCCCUUCUGAGGCUCCCACAUUCUCUGAGGCUAUGCGUCAGGGUGCCGAAGUUUACCAGAAGCUCAAGUCCCUCGCCAAGAAGACCUACGGCCAAUCCGCCGGAAACGUCGGUGACGAGGGUGGUGUUGCCCCUGACAUUCAGACCCCCGAGGAGGCGCUCGACCUCAUCACCAAGGCCAUCGAGGAGGCUGGCUACACUGGCAAGAUCAAGAUCGCCAUGGAUGUUGCAUCCAGCGAGUUCUACAAGGCCGAUGAGAAGAAGUACGACCUUGACUUCAAGAACCCCGACAGCGACAAGAGCAAGUGGCUUACAUACGAGCAACUCGCCGAGCUGUACAAGUCCUUGGCUGAGAAGUACCCUAUUGUCAGCAUUGAGGACCCCUUCGCUGAGGACGACUGGGAGGCCUGGUCCUACUUCUUCAAGACCUCCGACUUCCAGAUUGUUGGUGACGACUUGACCGUCACCAACCCCGAGUUCAUCAAGAAGGCCAUCGAGCUCAAGUCGUGCAACGCCCUCCUCCUCAAGGUUAACCAGAUCGGUACCAUUACCGAAGCCAUCCAAGCUGCUAAGGACGCUUUCGGUGCCGGCUGGAGUGUAAUGGUCUCCCAUCGCUCUGGUGAGACUGAAGAUGUCACCAUUGCUGACAUUGUCGUCGGUCUGCGAGCUGGUCAGAUCAAGACUGGUGCGCCAGCUCGAUCUGAGCGUCUCGCCAAGCUCAACCAGAUUCUCCGUAUCGAGGAGGAGCUCGGUGACAACGCCAUUUACGCUGGCAACAACUUCAGGACCGCCAUUAACUUGUAGACAGGUCAUGAUGGAAGCGCGACUAAGAUAAACGGUCGCGUGCGCUGUAAAAAAGAAGCGCUACGAUUAAUGGAGAAUGAUUUGAGCUGAAAGGAGUAGGAUAAACAUGUAUACAAAAUAUAAAGAUAUACCAUCCGAUGUGAUACUCGUCAUCCAUAAAAGUGCUGUCCCUGGUUGGUGUCUUUGAAUGUACAGUUAGGUUACCGUCUUGUUUGGCGAUAUAUGACAAGCGGCGGUGUCAAGGUCUGUAUUGAAGACGAGGAAACGUUGAACAUAUCUGCAAACCUAGCAUAUAGCAACCCUUUGUGCGCACUACGCCAAAAGGACCAAUCG